Messenger RNA from Balaenoptera musculus (blue whale), 3678 nucleotides. RefSeq names its product potassium two pore domain channel subfamily K member 2 (gene KCNK2). Gene Ontology annotation, cellular component: membrane. The record is from RefSeq and is a predicted model, not a curated record. Gene Ontology annotation, molecular function: outward rectifier potassium channel activity; potassium ion leak channel activity. Gene Ontology annotation, biological process: potassium ion transmembrane transport; stabilization of membrane potential. The coding region runs from base 663 to 1946 and encodes 427 amino acids. NCBI's taxonomy places the organism in Eukaryota, Metazoa, Chordata, Mammalia, Artiodactyla, Balaenopteridae. The transcript is spliced from 8 exons.
GCGGCGGGGGGCGGCCGAGCUGCGGGCUGGAGGGCGCCGGGCGCGCUGAGACCGUGCCACCUCCACCCCACCUCCACCCCCGGGGCACGGAGGGCUCUGCCUGGGAGACGCACAAAGACAUGCGAAGAGGGGCUGAGCGAGGCUCGCGCACAAAGACGCCGGGGCGCACUGCGGCUCGGGCUGCACCCACCACCCCCGCGCCGCGCAGCGCAGGGGCCCGGCCAGCGCGGAGCCCGGGGAGGAGAGCGCUGCGGCGGCGGCGGCGGCGGCUGCUGGCCGGCGCGGGACCCGGGUCGCCGGCGCUCUCCUGGUGACCCGGGCCCGGCCGCAGGCGCGCGCGGGGGCGGCGGCGCCCCAGCUCAACUUGGCCUCGGCCUCGCCCUCUGCCCGGCCCGCCGGUGUCCCCUCCUUCCCGCGAUUCCGUUUCUUCUCACGCUCCCCCCACCCUCCCUCCCGCGUCCAGCCCCGCUCUCCCCACCUUGUAAAACAAAGCCGGGGAAAAUGCCUGCCCGUGCAGCUCGGAGCGCGCAGCCCGUCUCUGAAUAAGUGAGUACAAUGGCGUGUUUGUAAAAGCUUCAAGUCCGUCUUUUUCAAAAACAAAAAAACCAAAAAACAAAAACAAAAACAAAAAAACCAAAAACAUUGUGAAUGCUGCAUGCCUCAUGCUUCCCAGCGCCUCGCAGGAGAGACCCGGCCAUAGAGCAGGAGAAGUGGCGGCCCCUGACUUGCUGGAUCCUAAAUCUGCCGCUCAGAACUCUAAACCGAGGCUCUCGUUCUCCACGAAACCCACCGUGCUUGCUUCCCGGGUGGAGACUGACACGACCAUUAAUGUUAUGAAAUGGAAGACGGUCUCCACGAUUUUCCUGGUGGUCGUCCUCUAUCUGAUCAUCGGAGCCACAGUGUUCAAAGCGUUGGAGCAGCCUCACGAGAUUUCCCAGAGGACCACCAUUGUGAUCCAGAAGCAGACGUUCAUUUCCCAGCACUCCUGUGUCAAUUCGACUGAGCUGGACGAACUCAUCCAGCAAAUAGUGGCAGCAAUAAAUGCAGGGAUUAUACCUUUAGGAAACACCUCCAAUCAAAUCAGUCACUGGGAUUUGGGAAGUUCCUUCUUCUUUGCUGGCACUGUUAUUACAACCAUAGGAUUUGGAAACAUCUCACCACGCACAGAAGGGGGAAAAAUAUUCUGUAUCAUCUAUGCCUUACUGGGAAUUCCCCUCUUUGGUUUUCUGUUGGCUGGAGUUGGAGAUCAACUAGGAACCAUAUUUGGAAAAGGAAUUGCAAAAGUGGAAGAUACAUUUAUUAAGUGGAAUGUUAGUCAAACCAAGAUUCGAAUCAUCUCAACAAUCAUAUUUAUACUGUUUGGCUGUGUACUCUUUGUUGCUCUGCCUGCAAUCAUAUUCAAGCACAUAGAAGGCUGGAGUGCCCUGGACGCCAUUUAUUUUGUGGUUAUCACUUUAACAACCAUUGGUUUUGGCGACUACGUUGCAGGCGGAUCAGAUAUUGAAUAUCUAGACUUCUAUAAGCCUGUCGUAUGGUUUUGGAUCCUUGUAGGGCUUGCUUACUUUGCUGCUGUCCUGAGCAUGAUUGGAGACUGGCUCCGAGUGAUAUCAAAAAAGACAAAAGAAGAGGUGGGAGAGUUCAGAGCCCAUGCUGCUGAGUGGACAGCCAAUGUCACGGCCGAAUUCAAGGAAACCAGGAGGCGGCUGAGCGUGGAGAUUUACGACAAGUUCCAGCGUGCCACCUCCAUAAAGCGGAAACUCUCUGCAGAACUGGCUGGGAACCACAACCAGGAGCUGACUCCCUGUAGGAGGACCCUGUCAGUGAACCACCUCGCCAGCGAGAGGGACGUCUUGCCUCCCUUACUGAAAACUGAAAGUAUCUAUUUGAACGGAUUGACGCCACACUGUGCAGGCGAGGAAAUUGCUGUUAUUGAGAACAUUAAGUAGCCCUCUCUUUGAAGAGCCCUAGGCAUAGCCAUAGGCUCAACUCCGCAGUCCUUUACCCCACAACUCCUGUUUGAAUACCAUACCUUGCUGGAAACAGUGUGUAAAAUGACCGAAGUGAUGAUGCCCGAAGAAGGAAUAGAUGCCAAAUUAGAUGGACAUUGAAGCAACACUCAGAAACCCUAGCGUUAAAGGCACUGCAGAGAAAUGAGGUGCAAAGACGGCCCCUCUGAGUAUUUAUUUGACUCAGGUACCAGUGGUACAUAUAUACAGUGUAAUUAUUACCAGGCCAGUAAAAUUGACUGCUCUCAAUCAGUCCCUUUUUUCCUGGCAGUAUUUAAAAUUUAUCAUUUUUGACUAACUAUAUAUACAUCUUUUAACGGUGGAAGAAGAAAAGCCAUAUAUAUAUAUAUAUAUAUAUAUAUAUAUAUCCAUAUAUAUACAUAAAUGAUCUGACAAAACUACGAAAAUGGAUAUUCUUGAAGGUGAAUUUAGACAGUUGGUGUGAAUUGCCAUUUGGAUGAAAAGAAGAUAGUAAAACAAUGUGUUACAAGCAUUUGCUAAUAAACAUUGUACUGCCAGCAUCUAUUUGCUUUUUGAUGUAUGAAAAGAUCAUAUGAUUUUCUUUCCUUGGGUGACUUUCGCCAGAUGAGGGGCGGAAAUGUAGGAGGCAGAGCUGGGCACAGCCCUAGCCUUCUGUGGGUGUACCUCUGGAGUUGUGGCUGGGUGUGAGAGCGGAGUUGAAACUGGGACCACUGUGAUUUUGCACAUGGAAAAAUGCAGAUUGCAGGCAUAAUUCAUCUCUGACAUUAGAGAAAAAGCUGUUAUAGCACAAUUUAAAUCUUGAGAGUUUUUUUUUUUUUUUAAAGAUAGUAAAGGCUGUUAAUCCUCUUUAGUUUAAUUUUAUAUCUUGCAACUCUUUGGAUGUUUUCAAGAUUCAGAAGAAAUUCAGUAAAGGCACCUAGUAGAUUGCUACUCUUUCUUUUAUUUUCAUACACAGAUCUGCUGUACAUUGUAAAUAUAAUUUGUAAAAUGCAGAAAGAAAAUGAUUUCCCUAAAUAUAAUGGCAAAACAUUACUUUUAUUCUUGGGGGUCAGGGGUGUAUCUGAAUAAGUGGCAUUCAGAUUAGGGUCUUAAAAAAUAAACCCAGGAUCUUAAAAAAAAAAAACUUAAUAGAUGCUUAUUUUCCAAAAUUUAAAUUUAAGCUAGAAAUGUAAAUAUUCAGUUAACUUGUUGAAGGUACUUUUAUAAACUUAAAAAAUUCUAACCAAAAUUUUAGAAAGUCAGGCUCUUUUAGAAGGAAAGCUACACCCAUUUCCUCAAUAACUGUUCUGAAAGUUCAUAUGGUGGAAUGCACCAUGUAUAAACUGUGAAUUGUAUUGACAAAUAAAGUUUGUAAUUAAAGUCGGCAUUUUCUGAGUCUCCUGCUUGCCGCUGAGGACUUAGAUCUGAUUCUGGCUGUGCAGAACUCCAGAACUUCACCUUUCAUGCUGAGUUUUUGUGGCUCCUUUGUUCACAGUAUUCAAGAAAUAUUUUUGAUGCAGUAUUACUACCCUUGUUAAAUACAUGCAGAUGUUCUUCUUGGCUGUUAAUCAAAAGUAAAAUCCUGAAAUUUCACUUUUAAAAUAUGAUAUUUUAAAGAGCAUAUAAAUUCAAGAUGGUUUCUAUUAAAUUAUGUUAUAUCAAUCAAUAUCUUAAAUCAUUGUUAGACUUUGUCUUGACACUGAAGUAAUUG